AUGAUAUUAUUAACAACAACAACUUUUCUUUUCAUACUUUUAUUUACCAAAUUAUCAAUUUCAAAUAAGGCACCAAAAAUCAAGAAAAAUCCUCAAAAUAUAGUUGCCAUUGCAGAUUUUCCUUUUGGUGGUAAUAGAGAAAUUCAAGGAAAUAUAGUUUUCACAACUCGUGGUAAAUAUGUAAAUGUUCAUGUUGAUAUGACUGGGUUUCCCAAGGAUUCAGGUCCAUUUUAUUAUCAUAUUCAUGAAAGAUCAGUACCUGAAAAUGGUAAUUGUGAAGCUUGUGGAUUACAUUUUAAUCCAUAUCAUGCAGAUACUAAUUGUUUAGAUCAAAAACAUGAUGGUUAUUGUCAAAUAGGAGAUUUAAGUGGUAAACAUGGAUUAAUUAAUUCAACAUGUUUUGAAUUUAAAUUUACUGAUCCUUAUUUAAGUUUAAAUAAAAGAUCAAAAUCUUAUAUUGUAGGUAAAAGUAUUGUUUUCCAUUAUCCAAAUAUGACAAAAAUAGCAUGUGCAGAUAUUGAAUUAGCAAAUGAUUUAAGAUUUCAAAGUUUAGUUGAUGAAUAUACUCAAACUGAUGAUACUCAACAAUUAAUUGAAUUACAACAAUCUUUAAAACCUGAUUUUACAUUUGAUGGAUUAGAAGCUUUAAAGAAUGAAGUAUAUGAAUCUGAUGAUGAUGAUAAUAAGCAAAGUGAUGGUAAAGAAAUUGAACAUGGGUCAGUUAUUGAUCCAAUUUUAGAACCAAUUGAUGAAGAUCAACAAGAUGAUGAAACAAUAUCAAGAAAAGAAAAUAUUAAACAAAUUUUAAAAGAUGCUAAAAUUUUACCUCAAAAAUUAGUUAAUAAAACUAAAAAUCAUUGGUCAAAAGAUGAUGAAGAUCAAUUUAAAUCAGGUCAUAAAUAUCUUGAUAAUCAAAAAAAGAAAAUUGAAAAAUUUUUAAAUUUCAAAAGUGAUAGUAAUAAUAGAGCUUAUUAUCCAAAAAACAAUAAUUCAAUUAUUAAUGAAAAUUUAUUAAAUGGUGGUGGGAAUAAUUUAACAAAUAUAACUCUUCAUGGAAUUGCAAGUGAUUGUGCAAAUUUAGGAGUUGUUGGAGUUAAAGGUAUUUUUAUGAAUUUAUUAUUUGGAAUGUUACCUAUUUUGGCAUUUUGA
This is a messenger RNA of Lodderomyces pseudojiufengensis, 1149 nucleotides long. It is a transcript of the gene SOD6, whose product is annotated as Sod6p. The transcript has a single exon. The record is from RefSeq and is a predicted model, not a curated record. Gene Ontology annotation, biological process: removal of superoxide radicals. Gene Ontology annotation, molecular function: copper ion binding; superoxide dismutase activity. Gene Ontology annotation, cellular component: extracellular region. Lineage: Eukaryota; Fungi; Ascomycota; Pichiomycetes; Serinales; Debaryomycetaceae. The coding region runs from base 1 to 1149 and encodes 382 amino acids.